This is a messenger RNA of Musca domestica (house fly), 1558 nucleotides long. Its product is annotated as cytochrome P450 6a22-like. The coding region runs from base 40 to 1524 and encodes 494 amino acids. The transcript has 2 exons. Lineage: Eukaryota; Metazoa; Arthropoda; Insecta; Diptera; Muscidae. Gene Ontology annotation, molecular function: monooxygenase activity; iron ion binding; heme binding. The record is from RefSeq and is a predicted model, not a curated record.
UAAAGUCUGCCAUCACUUAAGAAACGAAAAACUCUCCAAAUGCUAGAUUUUAUAAGUCUAGCACUUCUGCUGCUGACGUCGCUGCUUUUGAUUUUCUUCAACUACAGACGGAAAAUUGCCUUUUGGAAGCGACAAAAUGUGGAUUUGCUUGGUGUUUGGUAUAUGCUGGGUAAGAGCCGCAGGCAGCAUCUAUUUGAAAUACUCGAUGAGCUGUAUCGCCAAAUGAAAGUGGAGGGAAAGCCAUGCAAGGUCAUUGAAACAAGUCUCACCACAUCGGUUAUACUGCAGGAUCACACAGCCAUCACGGAGGUGCUGACAUCGAAAUUUGAGAAAUUUCCGGAGAGAGGAUUCUAUGUCAAUAACCAGGAUCCAUUGAUGGCAAAUCUGGUGAGAUAUAAAUAUGAUUUGUGGAAGCCAUUGAGACGUAAAUUGGCGCCUGCCUUUACCCCAGCCAAGCUGAAGUACAUGUUUCCCACCAUGACCCAGGUGGGAGAACGUUUUGUGAAAAUUGUCACCGAUGAGUUGGAGAGGUCUGCUGAUGGCAUUCUCGAAAUGCAUGAUUGGUGUAAACGUUUUAGCAUGGAUGUCAUUGGUACCAUUGCUUUUGGCAUUGAGGUGAACUGUUUGGAAGAUGGCCAGAAUCAAUUUAAGACCCGCAUGGAAAAGGCUUUGGUGGAACAUUUUCGCCCCCUCACCGAUCAGAUUUGUGUGAAAUAUCCUCGUCUCAUGAAUUUGCUGAAUUUCAAAUAUCAUUCAAGGCAAUCAAUUGAAUUUUUUGGGAGACUUGUCCAGGACACUGUGGAGUAUCGCGAGAAGUACAAAGUUCGGCGUAAUGAUUUCUUGGAUUUGCUGUUGGAGUGUCGGGACAACGAGGAUGAGUUCCAGUUGACCAUGGAUAUGAUAGUGGGUCAUGUUUUUAUCUUCUUCAUUGGAGGUUAUGAGUCUUCAUCAACGGCUUUGUGUCAGGCCCUAUAUGAGCUGGCCAAGAAACCCGAGUUGCAGGAAAAGGCCAGGAUGGAGGUGCAGCAGGUGGUGACAUCGCAGAAAGUCAGCUAUGAAAAUUUGAAGUCUCUGAAAUAUGUCAAACAAGUUAUUAUGGAAACUUUGCGGAAAUAUCCCAUUGUCCCUGCAAUGCUGCGUCUGUGCCGGGAAUCUUGCUCCCUUAACACCAAAUCUGGUCCCUUAGAAAUACCCGAAGGAGCCACACUAAUGCUACCCAUUUACAGCAUACACAAUGAUGAGGAUUUCUAUCCCAAUCCAAAGGAAUUUUUACCGGAGCGAUUUGAAGAAUCUUCGGAAAAACAGAGGCCAACUCACACCUUCCUCACAUUUGGUGAUGGGCCACGCAACUGCAUUGCCUUUGGUUUUGGUGUGAUGGAGCUACUGUAUGCUCUCUCAACACUGUUGGUUAAUUUUCGAUUCACUCUGUCGGAGAAAAGUCCAAAAGUCAUAGAAUUUGAUAGAAAUACCAAAUAUAUAGCCAGUCUGAGUAGUGGAAUAUAUUUGAAAGUAGAGAAAAUUUGAAUUAAAUAAAUUAUAAAAAUAAUAAUAUCAUCAA